AUGGCAUCUCCCGAAGUCCACCACCUCUUCCACCACCCCGUGGCCGACCACUCCUUCUCUGCCGACCGCAAGAUCCUCGCCGUUGCCAAGGAUUCCGCCAUUGAAUUGUACGGAAAGGUCGGCGGCGCUUUCAAGCUCAAGGAUGAAUUGAAGGGCCACGACAAGACCAUCACUGGCGUCGACAUUGCGCCCAACAGUGGUCGUAUUGUAACAUGCUCCCAGGAUCGUAACGCUCUAGUUUGGGAGCCCUCCCCGACCGGUUACAAACCCACCUUGGUUCUACUCCGCAUUGCAAGAGCUGCUACAUGCGUACGUUGGUCGCCGUCCGAGACAAAGUUCGCCGUCGGCUCUGGUGACCGGGUCAUCGCCAUCUGCUACUUUGAGGAGGAGAACGACUGGUGGGUAUCCAAGCAUCUGAAGAAACCAAUUCGCAGCACCAUUACCAGCGUUUCUUGGCACCCCAACUCAGUCUUGUUGGCUGCCGGCUCGACUGAUGCUCACGCGCGAGUCUUCUCGGCAUUCAUCAAGGGUGUUGAUGCCCGUCCAGAGCCCAGUGCUUGGGGCGAGCGUCUACCCUUCAACACCGUGUGCGGCGAGUUUCUCAACAAUUCCGCCGGAUGGGUCCAUUCAGUUGCCUUCUCCCCAUCUGGUAACGCACUCGCAUUUGCUGCUCAUGAUAGCAGCAUCACUGUCGUGUAUCCGUCUGCCCCCGACCAGCCGCCCAGCGCAGUCAUCAGCGUAAACACGCAAUUACUCCCCUUCCAGAGCCUCAUCUGGAAUGGAGAGGCUGAGAUCAUCGCUGCUGGUUAUGAUUGCGAGGCUUUCAGAUUCAAGGGGGAUGGCUCUGGCUGGCAGAUUGCCGGUACUCUGGAAUCCAAGGGACGCCCCGGCUUGGGCGAUGCUCGAGAAGAGUCUGCCUUGAACAUGUUCAAACAAAUGGAUCUGAAAGGCAAAGUCAAAGACGACACUCAGCUUAAGACAGUUCACCAGAACACUAUUUCCACCAUCCGUGUCUACGAAUCCGAUGGUAGUUCUGUAACCAAGUUUAGCACGAGUGGUGUUGACGGAAGGGUAGUCAUCUGGGAUGCUUAG
Pestalotiopsis fici W106-1 is the source of this 1092-nucleotide messenger RNA. RefSeq lists its product as uncharacterized. The record is from RefSeq and is a predicted model, not a curated record. The transcript is spliced from 3 exons. Bases 1 to 1092 code for a protein of 363 amino acids. Gene Ontology annotation, molecular function: actin filament binding. Gene Ontology annotation, biological process: Arp2/3 complex-mediated actin nucleation. NCBI's taxonomy places the organism in Eukaryota, Fungi, Ascomycota, Sordariomycetes, Amphisphaeriales, Sporocadaceae. Gene Ontology annotation, cellular component: actin cytoskeleton; Arp2/3 protein complex.